CAGGUGCACCACGAUAUUUGGAACACGAAUUGUACAUGCUAAGGUCUUGCCCUAUGGUGUUGUAAUUUAUUUGCGCCAUGAUUUUCGGUGUUAAAAGUGGAAUCUUUUUAUGCAUUUUAUUAAUUCUGUUUGUUCAGUGUGUUGUAACAACAGAAAACAUAUCGGAUGACAAGUGUAAGGACCUUGACGAAAAAGAUGUAAAAUGGAUCUACUAUGAAAAGACAGAUUCUUGCUACCAUUUGUAUGAAGGAAGGUUGUGGGAUAAAUUAUCCUGGUACGAGGCUGAUGAUUACUGUGCAUUGUUUGAUGCUCAUCUAGUUUCAAUACAUUCGAAGGAAGAAAACGAGUUUCUGGUGAAUCUGAUCAAAAAGAAUAAGUUUUAUUCGUCUUCUACUUAUUGGAUCGGUCUUCAUGCUCUUGGAAUAGAUGGCCAGUUUGAGUGGUCAGACGGCACUUUGACCGAUUACCGAAACUGGGAAUCAAAAGAUCACGAAGUCCAGGCAGAAGAUAAAUGUGUUUUUCUUUAUUAUAAAUCCGGUAAAUGGAAGGAUGGAAAUUGCCAAAAAAAUGUUGAUGGUUAUAUCUGCAAAAGACUGAACAAUGUGGGUCCAUCUCCGAGACCAACACCAAAUCCUACACCUAUGCCUGGAAACUGUCCCAAAGACUGGUCGGCUUACGGAGACAAAUGCUUUCAGUUUCGAGGAGAUUCAGAAGUUACAAAGUUACCAUGGCGAACUGCUCUUAAAACAUGCAGAGAUAUAGGAGACAAUCACGAUCUUGCGUCCAUCCACAGUUUAGGAGAGCAGAUGUUUUUGACUGCUCUAAUGGGACCACACAAGAGCGCCGCCUGGAUUGGACUUACUCAGUUGGAGAAUAACAACAAUUACGGUUGGUCAGAUAACAGUAGGUUUGACUUCCAAUGGUGGGGUCCCAGUGAGCCAAGCGGCUACAAUGAAAAAUGUGUAGAAAUGAUGUCAUCAAACACAAAAAUCGGAAAAUGGAAUGACUACGUUUGUGAUCGAAAGCAAAGCUACAUUUGUCAGAGAUAUAAAGAUCCACAAAUCACCACUCCGCCGCCUUCUGAAACAGAUUGCUCCUCGCGAGGUAGGGGUUACGUAGGAUAUCAGAAAUCUUGUUACAAGCUUAUCCAGAAAGAAAAGAAAUCUUGGCAAGAUGCUGAAAAUGAGUGUGCAAAAGAAAAAGGCCACCUAGUAUCAGUCACAAGUCCAUACGAACAAGCUUUUCUACAUUCAGUGCUCAUGUCAACGAACGAUACGGUCUGGAAUGGAUUGUAUUCUCAGAAAGAUGAGGGACGUUUCCGAUGGAUCGACACGUGGCCUGUCUAUUAUACAAACUGGGGCCCAAGACAGCCAGAGAAUCCAUCUACCAAUGGUACCAGCUGCGUAGCUUUUGACAAAGAUAAACAGUGGAAAGUUCUUCCUUGUGAACUGGAAAAUGCUUUCAUCUGUAAAGUUACAGAUAUAAUACCUCCAAUAAUCGAUAUUCCUGCUAAUGGUGGAACCUGUCCGGAUCAUCUGAGUUCUUGGCUGAACAUCCAGGGUCCAUAUUGUUUCUAUAUCGAACAAGACACAUAUAACCUGAAGACGUGGGGCGAUGCAUCCCUAUUCUGCCGCAGAAAAGGUGGUUAUGAAUGGGAAGACGGCUCUGCUGUAGACUUUACCUAUUGGGCUAAAGAUGAACCCUCGAACCCAGAUACACAGUUGUGUGUGGAAAUGUACCAACAUGACUCGAGGUGGAACGAUGAAAAAUGUUAUUAUAAAAAAAGUUAUAUAUGCCAGGUUGAAAAAGUGCCUCCUAAGCCAACCUGUGAGACGGAUGACGGACAAUGGAAAUACUUUAAAGACACAGAUGCUUGCUACCACGUGAAGAAGGGCAGUUGGAUACAAAAGUACACUUGGUAUGAAGGUGAAGAUUACUGUGCUGAAAAUGGAGGCCAUUUGGUAUCCAUUCAUUCCAAAGAAGAAAACGACUACAUUCAUAAAAUGUUACUAGAAAAAGGGAGUUUUCUGAUGGACUCCUAUUGGAUUGGGUUUCAUUCACUUGGUCUUGAUGGUCAGUUCGAAUGGACAGAUGGAUCCUUAACCGAAUUUAUCAACUGGGACAAUAACAAUGAGCACUUUGAAGCUGAAGAAAAAUGUGUUAUAAUGGACGCUAGUUCUGGGACUUGGAAGGAUCACCAUUGUGACUUGAAAGAAAGUAAUUUAGUUUGUAAGGUACCAAAUAUUAAAAUCGUCACUCCAGCUCCAACAACAGAACCUACGCCCCUUCCUGGAAACUGUCCAUCUGGCUGGUAUACCUUUGGGAACAAAUGUUUUUUCUUCAGCGAGGAGACUGAUGAAGAGGGUGUGACAUGGGAUGAAGCACGUCGGGCCUGUAGGAAAAAAGGACCCAGUCAUGAUCUUGUGUCUAUCCACAGCACAAAGGAACAAAUGUUCUUAACGAGCAUGUUAGGUUACAGUAAUAAAUCAGCUUGGAUCGGACUGCAAAGGCCUAGUAAUGAAUUUGGUCGCUUCAUUUGGUCGGACAAUUCUCGGUUUGACUUUGACUUUUGGGGUCCCGGAGAACCAAGUUCAUAUAAUGAAAGAUGUGUUGAGAUGAUGGGCUCUCCACCCAGUGCUGGUAAAUGGAACGACUACAGAUGCGAAGGAAAAAGAUCUUAUAUUUGCCAACGUUAUAAAGAUCCGAAUUUACCUGAGUCAAAACCUCCCAACUAUCAAGACUGCUCACACCUGGAGCAGGGCUAUGUCGGUUACCGAGAGUCAUGCUACAAGCUGUACAUAGAAGCCAGCCAGGUGAAAUCUUGGAAGGCAGCUGAGGACUUCUGUGUUAGUCAAGGUGGACACCUGACAUCGGUUACUAAUCUCUUCGAUCAGGCUUUUCUCUACAGUUUAUUGGAUGUUACGACCGAAAACGUGUGGAACGGAUUCCAUGCGAAGUUUAGCCAGGACAGAUUCCGAUGGUCAGACAAGUGGCCGGUAUUCUAUACUAAAUGGGCUAAAGGGCAGCCGAGCAGCACCGCCAUCAAUAAAACACGCUGCGUGGCCUUUCAGGAAGUAAACGAAUGGACAGUUCUUCCAUGUGAAGAAAAACGCUCAUUCAUCUGUAAAGUUACAGAGUUGAUACCUCCGAUCAUCGACAUUCCUCACAUAAGCGGAAGAUGUCCGCAAAACUUGGACUCUUGGGUCAAUAUCCAGGGUCCAUAUUGUUUCCACUUCUCUACAGACACCAAAUCCUGGAUCGACGCUUCUGUUUUCUGCAAAAAACUUAGAGGUUCAUUGGCCAGGUUCCAUUCUAUGCCUGAAUUACAACUGAUUCAGCCUUACGUCAGUGGCAGAAGUCAAUCGAUGUGGAUUGGCCUUAUUGAAUCUCACGACGGUGGAUAUGAAUGGGAGAAUGAUAUUGCUGCAGAUUUCUUCAACUGGGAUAUCGGAGAACCUUCUGACCCCGAUAAGGACCACUGUGUGGAGCUGAGGCCUCAAAACUUAAAGUGGAACGAUCAUAGUUGCAGUACAUACAGAAAUUACAUUUGCAUGGCCGAGAAAGGUAAAUAAUUA
This is a messenger RNA of Limulus polyphemus (Atlantic horseshoe crab), 3575 nucleotides long. RefSeq names its product macrophage mannose receptor 1-like. The coding region runs from base 78 to 3572 and encodes 1164 amino acids. The transcript has 22 exons. Gene Ontology annotation, molecular function: signaling receptor activity. The record is from RefSeq and is a predicted model, not a curated record. NCBI's taxonomy places the organism in Eukaryota, Metazoa, Arthropoda, Merostomata, Xiphosura, Limulidae.